Molecule: messenger RNA, 5457 nt
Organism: Ostrinia nubilalis (European corn borer)
Lineage: Eukaryota; Metazoa; Arthropoda; Insecta; Lepidoptera; Crambidae
Gene: NGR-A31
Product: trissin receptor
Exons: 6
Coding region: 54-1418 (454 amino acids)
Biological process (GO): G protein-coupled receptor signaling pathway
Cellular component (GO): plasma membrane
Molecular function (GO): neuropeptide Y receptor activity
Source: RefSeq, a predicted model, not a curated record
GGAGAGCACAGAAGAUGAUUACUACGACAUGUCCAGACUAGCCCGUUGAAAACAUGUACGCUAUGAAGUUGUUCAUCGCUUCCAAUUUUAGACCAAACCUCGAGUUCGACGCGGCCAACAGAACAGAGUCCGUGAAUCAAGUAUCGAGUGUCAACAAUGUCACUGGCACCCACGAAAGCUUCAACGAUGACGAAUAUAUCUUCGACAGAACUGAUAUUAGAGCUAUAUUUAUCACUCUUUAUACGCUCGUGUUUUGCUGCUGUUUUUUUGGAAACUUACUCGUGAUACUUGUGGUGACGCUGUCCCGGCGCCUGCGGUCCAUCACCAACUUCUUCUUGGCGAACUUGGCGGUGGCAGACCUUUGCGUGGGCGUCUUUUGCGUCUUCCAGAAUCUUACCAUCUAUCUCAUUCCGAGUUGGGUGUUCGGCGACUUCCUCUGCAAAAUGUACCAGUUCAUACACUCGUUAAGCUACACGGCGUCCAUAUUCAUUCUGGUGGUGAUCUGCACUGAGCGGUACUUCGCAAUAAUCCACCCUAUUACCUGCAAACAGAUCCUGACAUCCACCAGGCUUAGAUUGGUGAUCCUCGGAGUGUGGAUAACGAGUGCCGCCUACAGCGCCCCCAAGUUCAUUUGGGUGGAGACCAUAAACAACAAUCUUGGCAACGGCGACACGGAGACCAUUUGCAUAUCUCAUCGGAGGAAAUACAACUCGGAGCUGUUCGAUAUGAUCAACUUUGGACUGCUGUACGUCACGCCGCUGUGUGUCAUGUCUGUUCUCUAUACAAGGAUUGCAGUGGGCCUGUGGCAGAGUUCCCACGGGCUACAGCAACUUGGCCGAGCGCAGUGCUGUGCGACGCAAUGCCCACGCGUGGACAAGACACCAGCCAUCACGAGCAACUUCGAGCCCCAGCGGACUUUCGUCGGCACCACUGAAACUAAGAAAUUCAUGAAUGCAAAGUCGAACACGCCGAAAUGUCGCAACCACGAGUCGCGCGACUGCCACCACCUCAGCCACCUGUCGCGCAACGUGCUGCGCGCGCGACGCGGCGUCGUGCGUAUGCUCAUCGUGGUCGUGCUCACCUUCGCCAUCUGCAACCUGCCCUUCCACGCCCGCAAGAUGUGGCAGUACUGGUCCAGUGGCUACGAGGGCACCAGCGAUUUCAGCGCCCUCCUCACACCACUCACCUUCCUAAUCACUUAUUUUAACUCCGGAAUCAAUCCUCUUUUAUACGCAUUCCUAUCUAAAAACUUCAGGAAAGGCAUGAAGGAACUCCUCUUCUGCAAAUACCACGGAAAACGAAAAAGCGAGAACCUAAUAGUUCUGAAUCCAGUAGGUGUGGGCCUGCGCAGGAGUUCGACCAGAUCCACCCGGGCCAACUGCAGCACUGUCACCAUAGCACCGAAUGGAGACUCAUGAGAUUUGCGUCGCCGCCGCUUCUUGUACAAGGUGGAAAACAUAGACAUUUCCUGAUUAACGGAAAGCACGGACGAGGUGACCGACAGCAGUGGUUUCUACACUAUAUCAACUAUAUCUAAAAAAGACUUGUACGAUUAGGGACUGAAUGAAACCGUUGUUAACUGUUGUGGAACUCGUGCGUUUUCGUGUGGCAAUUCAGAGAACUGAUCUCAUGAGCUUAAACGUUGUGAGUGUGAAGACACUAAUGUGAUGGUAAUGGUUAACGUUCUGUGUAUUUACUAUAAAUAUCGUGUUAGUGUUAAAGUUUAUUUUGUAAAAAAUAAAUUGUAUAGUGUUUAUAAAAUUAUGUAAGAAAUUGAAAGUGAAAACAAUCAAAAUAAUUUAAGAAUACAAUCUAUAGGUAGCUUUAGGGGUUCUUCUGUAUAAGCAUGUAAUACAAAAUAUACGUAUAAAAUAACAUAGGUAUUUAGAAUGGUAAGUUAGUUUAUAACAGUGUUAGAAUAAAACUUUGUCUAGUCUAUAUAGGUGAACGCGACCAAAGCUGAAUUUGCAAGUAAAAAGAUAAUAAUAAUUUUAUAAUCUGUACAUAAAUGGUCUAAUUUAGGUAAAUGAUUAUAAAAAUUGUACAAAUCAUAAGUACGAAAUUAGUUUAACGAAAAAUGAGUACAAUGCCAACAAUAGUCAUUUAGGUGCUUCAAUAUAUCAUGACAUGACUCACGUAAUUCUCUCGUGGAACAUAAAAAUCGGAGCUAGCAAAUAGAAUUCGUUUCUUGGCUUUAUCAUGAAACAUACAGGGUAGCGACGAUAUACGACCGUAAUCUCAUACCUAUUCUACACGGGUGCUUUUAGCUCCGGCGACUAAAGUCGGCUGUAGAGUAAACUAAAGUGAACUCAUCCAAUGGCACACUUAACUGAACGAGAUUUAGCGAUGAUUCUUUGAGUUUGAAUCGACUUUUAGUUAGUCAUUCCGGAAUAUAUUCCGGAAUAGCUUAUAAGCCAUAAUAAUUGACUUAAUCAAAGUUAUAUUAGCGACUAUCGUUCAUACGAUAGCUACCAAUUUCCCAUACCUACCUACCAAGGUUAACUUUUCAAACACAACAACAACAACAACAAACAAGGUAAAUUUUUCAAAUAACCGCUAAACUGCAAAAUGGAUUUCAGUGCUUAACCAUUCUCUAAACGUAGUUAUGUUUAUGUCCUCAAAAACGAAGCUUCAAGAGAAAAAUCGUAUCACCUAAGAGAAAGUGAUUCUGGAUAGGUACAGGCCGCUUUACCAACCGGUACACAUGGAAAUCAUCAAUUGCCUACCUUUUAUAUGUAUGUUCAGCAGUGGACGUCCUAUGUCUGAAAUGAUGAUGAUGAGGAUAGCUUACGUGAAAUAUGUGUGCUGAUAACGAUAAAUCUUUGAAAAAAGAAGCUCGCUUACACCUUCGGCCUGAUCAUCACUUACCAUCAGGUGAGAUACAGGCCAAGAGCUUCAUCGUUGUGGAUAAAAAAAAAACUAUAAUCGGGUCGUCGCUUCUAAAAUUAGUUGCCCUUGUGUAACUAGAGUCUAGACUCGCCUGUACAGGCAAGUCGAGUUUUGGUUGGUGCAUUUUUCUUUAGUGUCACAGCCGGCACUUUGUUAUCGAGUUGUUCGCCGCAUUGCUUACUCAAUUCCCCAGCAAAUUGAAUUUUACUUCUUUGAAUAAAUUGCUUGCGGCAAAAUGGUUCGAAAUGUGUGUAUUUUAUUUUAUACUUAAUUAUCGUGCUUAUGAGCGCAUUACUUUUUUAAGGGUGAGGCUGAACAAGCGUAUUUUCUGCUUGUCACGUUUUGGAGAUCCGUAAUUAAAGUUGUCAUUACUUUUGGGCUCAGAAAGGACGUAUUUGUUUAAUUAUUUUUCUGCGUUCCGUUAAGUUAUAGAAAUUGAGUCUUGUGAUAUUUUGAGAAAAUUUUAUCCUUUACUUAUUCAAUCGUAAUGUAAAUUAAGUAACGAAAAGUUUAAUCGAGAUGAAGAUGGAACGUGGUCUUUAUAAAUACCUACUUACAAGUAUAUUGUAAAUAAUUUUAUGAGAGAUAUUAUGUAAUUUAAUAGAGAUGUACUUGUUUAGAUACUAAAUAAAUACUUUACGCUCUUUCAGCCUCAUCUGCAGUUUUAUCGAAUGGACCAAAAAGAUAUCACGAUUUCUUUAGGUAUCUAAGGUGUAUAAUACAUUUUGUGUGUUGAUUUCCUUGGCUUAUUGCUUUCAAUCAAACAAAUUAACGUUACUAGCACUUUCAAUAAACAAUCAAAUUGUGUACAUAUCACUCAUUGUUUUCACUUCAAUAUAACAGUAAACUAACUCGUAAAACAGAAAGUUUGCUUGUCAAAACUAUUUCCAACUACCCACGCCAUCUCAAAGAUUCGCCAACUUCAUCAUUUAUCUGAAAUGACACAUUACUUAUUCCGUAACAAAUUUUGUGCCAAAAGAGACGACAAUAUUCUGAAAUUAGUAACCAUAUUUUAUUUGGUUACAUUUUUAACACUUAUUAUGUAAAUUGAAAGCGACGACAAUUCACUCGCGUUCUUGACCUAAAAUAUUUAUUUUCAACGGGACAAUUUAUCACGAAAAGAGAAUUCGUAUUUUUAUCAUCAUUACUUAUCUACCGCUUCAAUUUCCCUUUGAAUAGAAAUGUUUACAAAACGGCGAUAAGGUGGUACGAUGUGGGGUUGUAUGUGGGAAUACAUAAUUAUAUACAAUUUCAAAGGUAACCCCAGUUAGGCCUAAAAAGCGCGCCGUGAUAACUUUUAUCGAUGUUAAAAUGUAUGGGAAAAGUCGAUAAAGUAGCGUGAUAACCGCUUAUCACGGCGCGCAUCCUAGGCCUACAGGAGUUGUCUCUGUGAAUGAGUGCUGGGAAUGCGAAUAUCUAUAAAACGAGAUAUGUAACCUAAAUCUCAAAACAUCAAACUAUAAAUGUGUUGGCAGUAAUUUUAGUGACGCAGUGGGGGCAGUUAAAUUUUGCUCUAUUAACGAAAUAGACUCUAUUUAAUUACCUGCAAGCAUACAUUUCAAUUUUAAUACAGUUGUUCUUUUGUUAUCAGUUUUAAAUUAAAAAGAGACAACUUUGAAAAAGUUAUUUAGAUUUAAAAUUUAGGGGUCGAAAGUUUUGCCGACGGGCUGGUUGUGCCGCAACAUUAAUUACAUAAAUUAAAGAAGCAAUCUAUGUAAAGAUAAUUUCGGUGUAUCAAUUUUAAGUAACAUGUAGAUACUUACCCCUUUGUGGUUUCUGAUUCAAUGUUGCCCCUACAAAAAACUUUUUUUUAACUCUCCACGCCCUAUAGAAAUUGUUUCCAGUAUUGUUUUGGUUAUCACAUACAGCGUCAGUAUAUCAGGCACAGUUUUAUUGGAAAAUAGCUCCUAUUUACAAUUAACUAUAAAAUAGGUAAUUAAAUAAGCGGACGACUGCUUAUCGUCAACCCGUUCUAUAAAAGUUACCUAAAUGUAAAUUUAAUUCUAUUAGAACUCCACAAAAUAGUUUCAGGAAUAAUUGUAAUGAAAUAUAAAUAAUUAGGACCUAUUUUUUUCAAAGAACUAUUUACUGAAUUAUUUACAUUUUUGUGAUUGUGAUUAUAAGAGAUUGGAAGUCGAAGAGUUAGUGGGUUCUAAGCCAAAAUAAUGCAUGAAAUGUAUUUCUAUAGUUUGUGACAGUUUUUGUGACCCUAAUGUUUCUAUAGAUUACGCCAAUAAGCCAAUACUUAAGGCCGACAAACAUUUACCUACGUACAUACUAGAUGAACUUAGUAUUUAAUGAUGAUACCAAAUUGAUUAAUUGAUUGAUUAAUAAAUACCAAAGAUAUAAUAUAUUAUAAGAUCACUGAGACAGUUUAUUUUCAUUUUGUUAUGUAAUUUACCUAUAACUAAAUGUAGUCUACAAAUUGCCAAAUUCGAUUAGCACGGAUUAUCUGUUACUGUUUAAACUUUCCUUUGGCUUGAAACCCACGAAAUUAAGAAUACUGUGUAUAAAAUUAUUGUUGUUCUACGUCUUGUUACAUGAUGUAAAUAAACGUAUAAUUUUUCA